Molecule: messenger RNA, 735 nt
Organism: Dracunculus medinensis (Guinea worm)
Lineage: Eukaryota; Metazoa; Nematoda; Chromadorea; Rhabditida; Dracunculidae
Source: the annotation of a GenBank genome assembly
AUGUUCACAUUUCUCUUCCUUUCUCUCCUUCUAAAUUUUGUAAAUUUGCAACAAGCUCAAGAUGAAGUCAUUGAUCAAUGUGUAAAGGACGUGGUGAAGACGACCGACAUGAGCAGCAAAAAACGUCCUACUGUAGAUCCGACGAGUUGCUUCGAUCUCGACGCUGGUUCUUGCACGUUAUUCAAUCUUCAAGAUCCAGCCGGUUAUGUAACUAAUCUUAACAAUAAUCCGCUUAUGCAAAUACUAAUCAUUAAAUACUGUAGAAAUGAUCAAGCAUUUAAUGAUUAUAAAGUCGCGGCUAACUGUAAAAAAUAUCCGAAGCUUGCCGAAGAUCUUUGCCCGAGCAAAUGCGCGUUGUGCUGCAAAACAUUGGACUAUAACUGCGCUGAUCCAAAUUGCGCUCAUAUCACUCGUGCAAUAUGUCAAACGCCACAUUUCCAUGAUGCACUAUUGAGAUCGUGUCCGCAUUCUUGUGGUUUUUGUCGACGACCAGGUGCUGGCAAUAGAUGUCCAAAUACAAUCAAAGAAUGCGACAUUUUAGUAAGAUUGGGUGGUUGCAAUGAUGCGCGAAUAAGAGGAUUAUGUCAGCGUUCAUGUAAUUCGUUAGACUCGCUGUCCCUAUGUCGUGAUGAAAGAGUUAAUUGCCGUUCAAGACCAGAUUUGUGCACUGGACCAUAUAGUGCAGUGUACGCGAGUCAGUGCAAAUUCACUUGCGGUCUCUGUAAUAGAGGAUAA